AUGGCGGCAGCAGUCUCGGUGGGGAUUCCAGGCCGUGGGGGAGCCAGGUUGGGGCUGGAGCCUGCCGGGGAGGUCAUCCACCUGAACGUGGGGGGCAAAAGGUUCAGCACCUCCCGCCAGAUGCUCACCUGGAUCCCCGACUCCUUCUUCUCCAGCCUCCUGAGCGGGAGGAUUUCCACCCUGAAGGAUGAGACUGGAGCAAUCUUUAUCGACAGGGACCCCACGGUCUUUGCCCUCAUCCUCAACUUCCUGCGCACCAAGGAGCUGGACCCCAGGGGUGUCAACGGCUCCGUUCUCCUGCAUGAAGCCCAGUUCUACGGGAUCACCCCUCUGGUCUGGCGUUUGCAGCUCCGGGAGGAACUGGACCGGUCAUCCUGCGGGAAUGUCCUUUUCAACGGAUACUUGCCCCCACCAGUGUUUCCGGCCAAGCGGGGAACGCACAGCCUCGCAGGUCCCCAGCUGUCAGGCGGCCGGCCAGCCCCUGUGCGCCGCAGCCACACCAUGCCUCCCAAGUUGGGUAACGCAGGGCUGCUGGGAAGGUUGCUGGAAGACAAGGCACCCCCCCCCCCCACCUCAGGGACUCCGGAUGAGUCCCUGGUGCGGCUGGUCUGCGGUCACCACAACUGGAUUUCCGUGGCCUACACACAGUUUCUGGUGUGCUACAGGCUGAAGGAGACAUCAGGCUGGCAGCUGGUGUUCUCAAGCCUGAGGCUGGACUGGCCCAUUGAGCCUCUGGCACUGACUGCCCGUGUCCCCGGUGGUGCCCUGGGCGAGCAUGACAAGAUGGUGGCUGCCGCUGCUGGCAGUGAGAUCCUGCUCUGGGCCCUGCACAAUGGCAGUGAGAUCGGCGUGUUCCAGCUGGAUGUUCCCGUUGAGUCUCUGUUCUUCGUGGGAAACCAACUCAUUGCUACCAGCUCCACAGGCCGCAUCGGGGUCUGGAAUGCCGUCACCAAGCAUUGGCAGGUCCAGGAGGUCCAGCCCGAUGCCGCCGGCUCCUUCCUGAUGCUCAGCUGUAAUAACGGAGCCAUCUACUACUUAGAUGUGCAGAAAUUCCCCCUCAGGAUGAAGGACAAUGACCUGCUAGUGAGUAAACUGUACUGGGAUCCGGCCCAGGAUGGAGUCACUGCCCUCAGUGUCUAUCUCACACCUAAGACCAGUGAUAGCAGUAACUGGCUGGAGAUAGCCUAUGGCACCAGCUCUGGCGUCCGCGUGGUUGUGCAGCACCCAGAGACCGUGGGCUCAGGGCCCCAGCUUUUCCAGACUUUCACUGUGCCCCGCAGUCCUGUUAUCAAGAUUAUGUUGUCUGAGAAGCACCUCAUCUCUGUCUGUGCUGAUAACAAUCACGUGCGGAUGUGGUCAGUGACCUGUUUUCGGGGUAUCAUCUCCACCCAGCCAGGCUCUACCCCUCUGGCCUCCUUCAAAAUCCUGGCACUGGAGGUGGCCGACAGCCACGUGGGCUGCAGUGCUGGCAACGACAUUGGCCCAUACGGGGAGAGGGAUGACCAGCAGGUUUUCAUCCAGAAGGUGGUGCCUAACUCCAGCCAACUCUUUGUACGACUAUCAUCUGCUGGCCAGCGGGUGUGCUCCGUGCAUUCCGUGGACGGCUGUCCCGCAACGGCCUUCACAGACUACGAGUGUGAGGGUUCCCGGAGGCUGGGCUCACAGCCCCGACGCUACCUCCUCACUGGCCAAGCCAACGGCAGCCUCGCCAUGUGGGACCUUACCACAGCCAUGAACCGGCUGGGCCAGGCUCCAGCGGGAGGUCUGACUGAGGAGGAGCUGUUGGAGCAGCUGGAACAGUGUGAGCUGGCUCCUCCUGGGCCGACAGUGUGGAGCCUGGCCCCUAGACCCUCACCCCGGGCUUCCAUCUGCAGCUUCCAAUCAGAGGCUAGCGUAGACUCCAAUCUGAGUCAUCAGGGGAGCCCAGGCCCCCCACAACCGGAGGCCCGGAGACAGGGGCCUGGUAGCUUUGUGGAACGGUGUCAGGAGCUAGCCUGGAGUGGGCCAGACUCCCGGCGGCCCCCCACACCAGCCCCCCAGCCUCAUCCUGGCUCUGGGGGUCCUCUGUUACACCCAAAGGCUCCACUCAGCGAGACAUCCUUCUGA
This is a messenger RNA of Trichosurus vulpecula (common brushtail), 2106 nucleotides long. Its product is annotated as SH3KBP1-binding protein 1-like. The record is from RefSeq and is a predicted model, not a curated record. Lineage: Eukaryota; Metazoa; Chordata; Mammalia; Diprotodontia; Phalangeridae. Gene Ontology annotation, molecular function: protein binding. Gene Ontology annotation, biological process: protein homooligomerization.